AUGUCUGACCACUACCCGCCGCACUAUCCGGCUCACAACUUCUACGAGCCUCAUCAACCCUACCAACAACCAUAUCCGCAGGAAUAUCCGCCACCACAGUGGCAAAGCCCGCCUCCCCAGCAACAGAACUAUUACGGCCAACCUCCUGCACCGCAACAGCAGCAACAAUGGAACCCUGAGAAAAUCUGGGCGGAAGCCAACGGCGGCUCUCAAAACCCCCACUCCUCCUCGAACAGUCUAAGCAGAGGCAACGACUUCAGCGGCAUGGAAGGCCAACAAGGCGGCGACGGCGAACGAGGUCUAGGCGCAACCGUCCUCGGCGGCGGUGCCGGCGCCUUCCUAGGCCACGAGCUCGGCCACAGCAAACUCGCUACGCUGGGAGGCAUCGCAGUGGGCGCCAUCGCCGCCAACGCCUUCGAGCACCACCAUAAGAAGAAGAAGGAAGAGCACCGUCUCGAACACGCCUACGACAACGGGUACGUGAACGGCGAGUCGCGCGGCAUCGAUGACGAUUACUACGACCGCGACGACCGCUCCUAUGCAAGCAGGAGGUCCAUCGACCGGGGAGACGACCGAUACGACGGGCGUAGGUCGAUCGAUCGGGACGAUAGAUACGAUGAUCGGUAUUACGAGGAUCGGAGGUCGUUUGAGGAAGAGAGGGAUUACGAUUAUGAGCCGCCGAGACAUCAUCAUCACCAUCACCAUCGCGAUGAUUAUGGGGAUGAUUAUAAGAGUGAGAGCUAUUAUCAGCAGGAUGAUUAUUACUCUAGGCGGGAUUCGAGGUAUUAG
Molecule: messenger RNA, 789 nt
Organism: Zasmidium cellare ATCC 36951
Lineage: Eukaryota; Fungi; Ascomycota; Dothideomycetes; Mycosphaerellales; Mycosphaerellaceae
Exons: 1
Coding region: 1-789 (262 amino acids)
Source: RefSeq, a predicted model, not a curated record